AUGGAGAUAUGGAAUCAAACUUCCAAUGGUUUCAUUUUGUUGGGGUUGUUUCCCCCAAAUCGAACAGGUUUGCUCCUUUUGCUCCUUAUUACCUUCAUAUUCUUUCUCGCUUCACUGGGAAACUCAACCAUGAUUCACCUCAUCCGCGUGGAUUCCCGGCUCCAUACACCAAUGUACAUUCUCCUCAGCCAGCUCUCCCUCAUGGAUCUGAUCUACAUGUCCACCACUGUCCCCAAAAUGGUGUUCAACUACUUCUCAGGUCAGAAAGGCAUCUCUUUCCUGGGAUGUGGAGUUCAGUGCUUUUUCUUUGUGACUAUGGCAAGUUCUGAGGGUUUACUGCUGGCUUCUAUGGCUUAUGACAGAUAUGUGGCCAUCUGCCACCCCCUCCAUUACCCUAUCCGCAUGAGUAAAAGGGUGUGUGUGAAGAUGAUCAUAGGAUCUUGGCUCAUGGGCAUCACCAACUCUUUACCACAUACAAUCUAUGCCCUCCAUAUUCCUUACUGUCGGUCCAGGGCCAUUGAUCACUUUUUCUGUGAUGUCCCAGCCAUGAUAACUCUGGCCUGUAUGGACACCUGGGUCUAUGAGUACAUGGUUUUUGUGAGCAUAGUUCUCUUUCUUGUUAUCCCUUUCUUUGGAAUCACAGCUUCCUAUGGCCGGGUGCUUUUUGUUGUCUACCAUAUGCGCUCCAAAGAGGGAAGAAAGAAGGCCUUCACCACCUGUUCCACACAUUUAACUGUGGUGUCAUUUUACUAUACACCUUUUAUGUAUACUUACCUCAGGCCAAAGACUCUUCGCACCCCACAAGAAGAUAAGAUUCUAGCAGUUUUCUACACCAUUCUGACCCCAAUGCUCAAUCCCAUUAUCUACAGCCUGAGGAAUAAGGAAGUCCUGGGAGCCAUGACAAGAGUAUUUCCAAUAUUCUUCUCCAAGAAGAAAUAA
This is a messenger RNA of Condylura cristata (star-nosed mole), 939 nucleotides long. Its product is annotated as olfactory receptor 2L13-like. Lineage: Eukaryota; Metazoa; Chordata; Mammalia; Eulipotyphla; Talpidae. Gene Ontology annotation, biological process: G protein-coupled receptor signaling pathway. Gene Ontology annotation, cellular component: membrane. Gene Ontology annotation, molecular function: olfactory receptor activity; G protein-coupled receptor activity. The coding region runs from base 1 to 939 and encodes 312 amino acids. The transcript has a single exon. The record is from RefSeq and is a predicted model, not a curated record.